AUGGGGGACCUCCCCCAGAGGAUGAAGGAAGAGUGGGAGAAGCGACACAAGAAAUCUGCCGAGGCUGCCUUCGCUGCGAAGAGACUGGGCAAGCCAACCAGUCAUCAGCCAUCCUUCUUCGCGAAAGUCAAUGCCGUGGAAGGAGACGCUGUUGAAGAUGCUGUUGCAGAGAAGGUGGGGCAGCUGGAAGAACCACCGACUGUUUAA
Messenger RNA from Cladocopium goreaui, 207 nucleotides. Lineage: Eukaryota; Dinophyceae; Suessiales; Symbiodiniaceae. The record is from the annotation of a GenBank genome assembly.